Linum trigynum is the source of this 780-nucleotide messenger RNA. NCBI's taxonomy places the organism in Eukaryota, Viridiplantae, Streptophyta, Magnoliopsida, Malpighiales, Linaceae. The record is from the annotation of a GenBank genome assembly.
AUGAAGAUGUGCGAGCUCUGCAAAUCAAUAGCCAAGACCUUCUGCGAGUCAGAUCAGGCCAGCCUCUGCUGGUCCUGCGACGCCAAGGUCCACGGAGCUAACUUCCUCGUCGCUCGGCACUCCCGCACUCUGCUCUGCCACUUUUGCCAGUCGCUCACGCCGUGGCAGGCCGCCGGCGCGAAGCUCGGCCACACCGUCUCCUUCUGCUUGCGGUGCGCUAACGGAGAUACUCACGAGGCGCGAAGAGGGGAGGAGGUCGAGGAAGAGAGCGGGAGCGAGGAAUCGGAGCUGGAUGAAGAGGAGGAAGACGAAGAAGAUGAGGAGGAUGGGGAUAAUCAGGUUGUUCCGUGGUCUGCCUCGGCCACAACGCCUCCGCCAGCGACUUCUUCUUCUUCAUCUUCUGCAUCGGAGAGCGACGGCGGAGAGUACGUCGAAUCUAGGAAAGCAGUUUCUGUAAAACGAACAAGGGAGACAGAUCUACUAUCCUUGCUUGAGGGUGAUAUCGUCCGGCGAUCUGAUCACUGUCAGUCUGCGACUCGGUGUCACGCAAGCGAGUCGACUUCUCUUGACGAGUCGGUGAGACCUUUGAAAAACCGGAGAAUAAUCAGAACGGCCAUGCUCUGCUGCUCCGGCGCAAGAUCCGCGGCCAUUGAGGAGUGUUUGGCGAGGCUGGAUCCCAUUAGUCAAAAUCGUGUGAGAAUUUGUGAUGGGGAGGCGAUGGUGGCCGUUGAUGAAGGAGAUGAAGAAGUUUCAUCAGAAAAUCUCAGCCGUACGAUCUGA